GUCUACAGCCCGUUUCCCUUUUCCCGCGUCUGAUCUCAAAGUGAAACUCCACGCAACAACAUGGCGGAUGAAGAAACCGAAUCCAUCGUUAACCGUUGGAUUGUCGAUUAUUAUGUGUCUUUGGCGAUAGAGACAUUUAGAAGUGACCAAUACGAGGACUUUUGUGAAAUACGAAAUGUUAUUGAAUGUAUCUUGCACCGUCCAGUGGCAACCAAUACCGUCAUACCUACAAAGCUUGAGAUAUUGCAGAUACUCUCAAGGAUUAAUGAGGGUGAAAAUAUUGACCUGUCGUUUGAAACUGACAGCUCAGUAUCCCCUCUGGAAUCCGCACUGAAUCUUCUGGAAAAGAUGAGCGAGAAGAGUGAUGUUCCACAGAACGACUUGAAACAUCUUUGCACCUCAGUUAGAGAGAUGAUGAUGAUGAUUUUGAUUAAGAACAAGGAGUUUAACAGAGCAAAGGAGCUGCUGGGGAAACAUUUUAGCCAACCAAAGGUUGCCAAAAAAACGUUAUUCACAAGUCUCAUCAGUCUGAGGACCAACAAGCAUAAAGUCAUUGAAGAAAUGGACAUGAGGGAGCUAAAGGAGGAGGCGUUGACCUUUCUUCUGAAACUUUGCCCAUUCACUGUUCCUUUUCUUAGCAAGCAGACUGCAAAACAGCUUCUCAAAGAACGGGAUAAGCGAGGCUAUAACAGUACGACGGCUGAAGGACCAGAUAACGGCGUUGUGCUCAAUCCAGCCAGUCCAAAUAAAAACGUCACAGAGUUUACCCAGUUGCUCAUAAGUGAUUACUCAUUCAUCGAAAAGAGCAGACUGAUGUCAGCCUACCAGACUUUGGCUACAGGUGGACUUGUACUUUCCUUUUCACAACUGGAGGACAUAUUAGGAAACGAGAAGCUUGAAACAAGGUUUCUGGGAUCUGCCAGGGACGACACAAGUAAAGACCCAGAGCUUGACGAGCGGUUUCAGAGAGACUCUGGCAGCCCCGUGGAGGCUUCCCCGGCGGGCCCACAUGCUCAAAACGAUGUCCCUUCUCAGUCGAAGACCGGUUCACCACAAACCACAAACACAAGGAGGAAACGACAGCUUUACACCGUGUCAAAGUUUGUGAUGGAGCCGGACAGUCAGGAGAGCUCAGCUUCUCAGGCGCGGGAGGCUACAGUCAGAGGUGACGAGCAAGGACAGUCACAAAUUGUACCCAAUGCAGAUGAAGCGGUUGUCUGCACAAAGCGACCAAGACGGGUCACAAAGAGAUUUCCUGCCAAUGAGGCUGAAAAGUCUGCACAAAGUGAGGAGCAAUCGCCACCACCAGCUAGUGAGCAAGCACCUCAAACACAGCAUCAUAAUCAAAGUUCACCCAACAGAAAGUCCUCUGAACCAGAAGAACUGGCACUGAACAGUGAAGAUGAGGUGCAGGACUCUACAGUUAACUACAACAAAACUCCUGUGCAUAGAAAUACGGGAGCAGCAAACAAGGAUGAAGUGGUGAUCAUAGACUCACUGGAUAGGUCACCCUCUUCGGACGAUCAGGAAAGUUCCACUCCUACCAAGCAGGCACAGGACCCCAGGCCCGCCCACUCAAAAUGGAAGGACUUGUGUAGCAAGGCCAAGGAGACUAAGGUCGUUUGGAGUGAUGAUGAUGACAUACUUUGUGAUGAAUCAUCUGGCAGGAGUUCAUUUUCAGGACAAAAGAGGAGGAUAUGGACAGAAGAGGAAACAGAGAUGCUGAAAAAUGGAGUGAUAAAAUUUGGAGAGGGCAACUGGAGGAAGAUCAAGUCAUUAUACUCAUUCAAUGAUAGGACAAAUGUCCAGCUUAAGGACCGGUGGAGAACAAUGAAGAAGUUAAACUUGGUGUGAGUGGUUCUUAAAAGGUGAAUAUUAUACAAUGUGCAACUCCUCAAAAGAAGCUUAACUUAAUUGUAAAUGUAAGUGUCACAUUUAUUUUUCUCAUUUUAUUUUGUACACUUUUAGAAUUUGUUUACAAAGAAUAUGAUGCUAAAGAUCCACCUGUAUUUGAAACAUCCACCCAUUUGUGUUUUUUACUGAAUCCUUUGUAGAAAGUAGACAUAUUCUAGACACUUAAAUAAAUAUUCAGGGUUGAUUCAUAAAGUUGUUCCUAUUCCUUUCAAAUCAAAUUACACAAUUGCAUUUCCAACACGAUUAGGAUUUAUUUUCAACAAUGUCAGGUAUCAAAAAAUAUGCAAAUGCCUGCAAGGUACUGCAGCAGCUGACAAAACAGCUAAACCUAAUGAAGUGAAGGUCCAACCAUGUGAAAGAAUCUGGAUUUAAGUUAAAGUGUCUUCAGUCCUUAUGAACUCUCCCACAUCAGCCUGGUGGAACACGACAAUGGACAUGGGGUCCACUCGUCUGCACUCCUGCGUGGUCUUGGCUGCUACUCCAAAACCCUGGCAAGAAAACAUCAAUCCCAAUUGAUGUCUGCAUACACAUGUACAGUGUGACAGUUGUCAUGGCAACACGACUCCUAGAGCCAACCUACCAGAGGCACAUCCGCCAUGGAGUAGACCACCACACCUUGGUACCGCGCCGUGUUCUCUGUGAUCCUCCCCAUACCGGAUUUUAGGAUGUGGUUCCCGUAGAGGAAAGACUGCUCUGCUCCAGGUCUCACCCACACUUUGAACUUCACAAAGAUAUGAACAAAUAAGGAUCAGAAGAUAUUGAUAUUAGGGCUAAUCAACUGGCGGCCGGUGGACCAAAUCCGGCCAGUGAGUUCAUUUCAAUUAAUUGACAUUUUUGCAGUAGGUUAAGGGAUAUUCAAGUAAAUUGCUUUGAGGCCACAUUUCCAGAAAGCUAAAGCCUUGGGGCCCGGACUUCUACCCUCACUAUUAGUCCCAUGUUGUAUAUUCUGCAGAACCAGCAUCCUCUACAGUAGACAUUUUAUUUUGGUCUAUUUAAUGGUAGAGUUACAAAAGCGCUCUGUUUUAGGGACCUUCUGCCAAAAUGAGUCUCUCAAAUUUUUUACCUGAACUCAUGGGCCCUAAUGAUGAAAAAGAGAACACAUGAAAUGUAACUUUGAGGAACACUACUAAUAUAACUAAAGAAGUUGGAACAAAUGACUACUGAUGGCAUCUGAAUUAAACAAGCUACAGA
Messenger RNA from Entelurus aequoreus (snake pipefish), 3105 nucleotides. It is a transcript of the gene terf2, whose product is annotated as telomeric repeat binding factor a. Gene Ontology annotation, biological process: regulation of telomere maintenance via telomerase; protein localization to chromosome, telomeric region; telomeric loop formation. The coding region runs from base 61 to 1854 and encodes 597 amino acids. Gene Ontology annotation, cellular component: nucleus; chromosome, telomeric region; shelterin complex. The transcript is spliced from 12 exons. NCBI's taxonomy places the organism in Eukaryota, Metazoa, Chordata, Actinopteri, Syngnathiformes, Syngnathidae. The record is from RefSeq and is a predicted model, not a curated record. Gene Ontology annotation, molecular function: G-rich strand telomeric DNA binding; protein homodimerization activity; telomerase activity.